This is a messenger RNA of Aegilops tauschii subsp. strangulata, 1487 nucleotides long. Its product is annotated as beta-carotene hydroxylase 2, chloroplastic. Gene Ontology annotation, biological process: carotene metabolic process; xanthophyll biosynthetic process. The record is from RefSeq and is a predicted model, not a curated record. Lineage: Eukaryota; Viridiplantae; Streptophyta; Magnoliopsida; Poales; Poaceae. Gene Ontology annotation, molecular function: beta-carotene 3-hydroxylase activity; iron ion binding. Gene Ontology annotation, cellular component: chloroplast.
GCGCAGCAGCCGCGCUCCUCCGCCCCCCGCGCAUCUCCGUCCGUUUACCCACAAGUUGACCCCCGCCCAGUCACCGCGACGACGGCCGUCCCCGGCCCACGCGCGCCUCUCGUUCCCAGAGCCCGAGGCGGACCACAAGCCAGCGCGCGCUCCCGCCCGGCCCGACGACACCAGCCUACGAGCGAGCCACCGCCAUUCCCGGCCUGCGAAACCCAGGACCGUCUCGUCUGACCACUCCUCCGUUCGCCGCCAGUGAUUCCCCUUUCACUCGCCGCCUGAUCCCAUGGCCGUCGCGAGGCUGGUGGCCGCGCCAUUCCCCCUCGCCGCCGCCCGGGCCCGCGUCCCGCCGGCGCGGCUUCCGUUCGCGCCGCUCUCUGCGCGGCCCCUCUCCCGGCGCGCCGCCGCGCCCGCCCUGCGCGUGGCGUCGGACGGCAACGGCGGCCUCGUCCCCGCCCGCCCGGGCCAGGAGGCGCCGGAGGACGCGGCGACGGCGCCUGCGAGGGGCGCCGUGUCGGAGCGCGCGGCGAGGAAGGAGUCGGAGCGGCGGACGUACCUGGUGGCCGCGCUCAUGUCCAGCCUCGGCAUCACCUCCAUGGCCGCCGCCGCCGUCUACUACCGCUUCGCCUGGCAAAUGGAGGGCGGCGAGAUUCCGGUGACGGAGAUGCUGGGCACCUUGGCACUCUCGGUGGGCGCGGCGGUGGGGAUGGAGUUCUGGGCGCGGUGGGCGCACCGGGCGCUGUGGCACGCGUCGCUGUGGGACAUGCACGAGUCGCACCACCUCCCCCGCGACGGGCCCUUCGAGCUCAACGACGUGUUCGCCAUCGUCAACGCCGUCCCGGCCAUGGCCCUCCUCGCCUUCGGCUUCUUCAACCGCGGCCUCCUCCCCGGCCUCUGCUUCGGCGCCGGUCUCGGGAUCACGCUGUUCGGGAUGGCCUACAUGUUCGUCCACGACGGCCUGGUCCACCGCCGCUUCCCCGUGGGCCCCAUCGAGAACGUGCCCUACUUCCGGCGAGUCGCCGCCGCGCACCAGAUCCAUCACAUGGACAAGUUCGACAGCGUGCCAUACGGGCUGUUCCUCGGCCCCAAGGAGCUGGAGGAGGUGGGAGGGACGGAGGAGCUGGAGAAGGAGGUGCAGAGGAGGAUCAAGAGGAGGCAGAAAUCAGACGCCAUGCAAUGAGGAUGCAUGCUAGCUGGAGUACUUAACUCUUUUUUGUUUUUGAUAACAUGCCAGCUCUUGCCUGCCUUGCGAUAUAUAGUAUAUGCAGAUUUUUUUCCUCUUCUUCUGAUUGGGAUUAGAUUUUGUGUCACUAGUUUAGUAGCCAGAAACGGAGGCGACGUGCGUCAGGUCGGUCCGUGGAGCACACUGGUAUUAGAAAAUGUUGUGCUGGUAUUAUGUGUAGUACUGUGUCUAUUACUAUUGUUAUCUUGCUGUAUCGUGCUGCUGACUGUAGUGAGACACUAAUAUACAGUAGUACUACCAGUAAAAA